Molecule: messenger RNA, 1566 nt
Organism: Rhizoctonia solani
Lineage: Eukaryota; Fungi; Basidiomycota; Agaricomycetes; Cantharellales; Ceratobasidiaceae
Product: histone deacetylase family protein
Exons: 4
Coding region: 1-1566 (521 amino acids)
Molecular function (GO): histone deacetylase activity
Source: RefSeq, a predicted model, not a curated record
AUGUCUCCAACCUUCUCUUCAAGAGGUCAAUUUGAGGUUCCAGAUGACGCUGGAGCUUCUGGUCCUGAGUCGAGUAGAAUGCAGAGUCACUACAAACCAGUGGUAUCCUAUUACUUCCCUAAAGGAGUAGGAGAAUAUCACUUUGGGGUAUCUACACUACGUUUUGUUCGCCGAUUAGAUUCUAACACCCUCGGCGUUAUGGGUUACGGCCUUCACAAGUACAUGGAUCACUAUAUCAACCCACGCUCGGCUACUGUAGAGGAGCUUGAACUUUAUCAUGACCAAGAUUAUGUCGAGUUUUUGUCUCGAGUUAUGCCAGGUGCAUCGGCCAAAGAGCUGGCGGAUUUCAAUUUUGGAGAUGAUUGCCCUAUAUUCGACGGCAUGUUUAACUUCUUCAAGCAAUACACUGGAGCAUCCCUUGCAGCGGCUCGAAAACUCUCUCAGGGCACUACAGAUAUAGCAGUUAAUUGGUCGGGUGGCCUCCAUCACGCGAAAAAGCGAGAAGCGAGCGGCUUUUGUUAUAUCAACGAUAUUGUGAUUGCUAUCCUGGAUCUGCUUCGUGUUUAUCCCCGUGUUCUUUAUAUCGAUAUCGACAUCCAUCACGGUGACGGCGUUGAACUUGCUUUUUGGCACACUAACCGUGUCAUGACAGUCUCCUUCCAUAAAUAUACCGGUGACUUCUUCCCGGGCACUGGGAAACUUGAUGAUAACGGAACUGGUCUUGGUCGACACUUCGCCCUGAACGUCCCACUUUCUGAUGGGAUUGACGACACAUCUUACGUGGAUUUGUUCAAGUUCGUGAUGGAGCGCACAAUUGGUGCCUUCCAACCUUCAGCCAUCGUCCUUCAAUGUGGCGCUGACUCUUUAGGAUGUGAUCGACUUGGGGCGUUUAACCUCUCGACCCGGGCCCACGGAGAAUGUGUGAAGUACAUCAAGUCCUUCAACAUCCCUCUUCUCGCUCUCGGCGGAGGCGGAUAUACCAUUCACAACGUUGCUCGAUGCUGGACCAACGAAACCAGUAUUCUACUAGGAGUCGAAGUGUCGGACAUGCUCCCGGAUACACCUUACAACGCAUUUUUCAAACCAGAUUACAAACUGCAUCCCCAGAUCGUUCGGAAGGUUGAAAAUAUGAAUACUCCACGUAGUCUUCAAAACCUCCGCAUUGCUAUUGCAGAGAAGCUGCGGUACCUGAACGGAGCACCAAGCGUACAAAUGCAAGAGAUUCCACCGGAUCUAGAAGGCCUUCUUGAGGACAAUGACGAAGAUGAAGAUAUAGAUGAGGACGUGACAGGUGAUGUGGAGGAAGGAGAGGGGUUAAACGGGCGAGUAGCAUCUAACGGCGUCGGCAACUCUCAUCCUCCACCAGGCCGGCAGGGGACUGAAACGCCGACAGUCCAAGAGCUAGAAGCCAGGAUCGAGGACCAAGCCAAGAUUGACCUCCAGCUUGAGCAAAUGAACCAGUCUGGUGUAUUCGGAGACGCCCUCGAUGGGUCUUCGGAGGAUUCGCUUAGUGAGCCCGAAUCUGAGGAUGGUGUUGGACGGCUGGUUCCUGCAUCCAAAGAAUGA